AUGUCGAAAGUCCUCGUGGUGGGCUGUGGCAUCAUCGGCCCGACCAUAGCCAUUAUGCUAAGGCAAAGAGGUUACGAAGUCACUAUUGUGGAAAGAAUUCAGCGACCGGAAAGUGCAGCAGGUGUUUCACUUGCUCUGCAGCCGAAUGGGCAAGCAUCUUCCUCUCCGGUUCUAGAUACCAUCGGGCUGGCCAACAUUGGAGAACCCGUACUCAACAUUCGGGACUACAAUGCCGAUGGAGAGUACCUGGGAGGUCUUGAUAUCUCCUAUGCGAAAGAGCAGUAUGGCUUUUGGCCCGCUUUCGUACGGAGAGGUGUGUUGCUACAAACACUGAAGGCGGAGGCGGUGCGGCUGGGUGUGCAGAUUCAUGAAGACUGGGAGUUGCACGACAUAGACGACCUGGAAAACGGCGUCGUUGCGACGACGAAAGACGGUCGAACGAUUUCCGCAUCCUUCGUGGUGGCCUGCGAUGGUCUUCACUCGACCACCCGAAAGAUCAUCAAUCAGAAACACGGCAUCUCUGAGCCUCCCGCGAAUGCGACCGGACAAUUAUCGCUGAGUGGUAUUGCUCCGACUCCGAAGAGCUUAGCACCACAAACAGUCUCUGCUUGGAUGGGAGAGUCCAGAUUGGUCGUGGCCUUUGAAGUUUCCCGCACACACUCGGGCUGGACGAUGAUUCUGAGCACCGGCUCCGAGAAGGACACCUGGCGCCAGGUGGACAAGCUAGAAGAGACCCGGGCGGAACUUCUGGACGCGGUCGACGGCUGGCCCGACGCGGUCAGAGACCUCCUCGAGUCGACCGAGUUCAUUCUCCGGUUCGGGCAUUUCGAUCGUCCCACACGCGCCCCGGAGCAUUGGUACCAUGAGAGAUGCGUUCUUCUGGGCGACGCAGCACAUCCAUCAAGCCCGCAUCGUGGACAAGGAGCUAACCAGGGACUGGAGGAUUGCUGGGUGCUCAAUCAAGUACUCCCGGGUGCCAACAAGGAGCUGAGCACCGUGGAAUUGGCCACGGCCUUUGCGUCGUAUGCUAAAAAGCGACAGGCGAGGACGGCAGUCACUGUUCAGACGGCGAGAAGCCAAGGGACGGAGCGUGUCGCCGCGGGAAGGGAGGCCGGCCUGGUUAGGGACAAGAUGAUCCGGGAACAGUGGGCUGAUCAAGAAGCGGCACGAGCAGCGUACCAUGACUUGUGGAAAGAGCCAUAUUGA
Molecule: messenger RNA, 1206 nt
Organism: Fonsecaea multimorphosa CBS 102226
Lineage: Eukaryota; Fungi; Ascomycota; Eurotiomycetes; Chaetothyriales; Herpotrichiellaceae
Exons: 3
Coding region: 1-1206 (401 amino acids)
Molecular function (GO): monooxygenase activity; FAD binding
Source: RefSeq, a predicted model, not a curated record